UUGAAUAAUUUCUUAUAAAAAUUAAAUUUUCUACUGAUACGAAGCAAAUGCGCUGAAUCAAGAUUCACAAAAAUAUCCGAUUUGCAACUUUCUCCCUCUCCCCGAUUCAGGUUUAUUCGCACCUAUGGCACUGAGAAUGAUUAGUCGGAAUUUAAGGAGUAAACUAUUGCCCAGGUUUCCUCCUGCUUCUAUGUUGCAUUCUCAUGCUACGAGCUUCGGAUUUAAAGACGUGCCUGAAGAAGAGAAAAGCCGAAUGGUUGGCAACGUCUUCAGCAGUGUUGCUUCAAACUAUGACCUCAUGAAUGAUCUGAUGAGUGGAGGACUACAUAGAUUAUGGAAGGAGAGAUUAGUUUCCAAAUUGAACCCAUUUCCUGGAAUGAAGCACCUUGAUGUGGCUGGUGGUACUGGGGAUGUUGCUUUCAGGAUUCUGGAGACUAUGAACAGUGUCGACCGAAGAGCCAUGCAUGACGUUCUCGAAGAUAAUUUACAUGAAGAUACCCGUAUAUAUGUAUGUGACAUUAACUCAAAUAUGUUGAAUGUUGGUAAAAAGCGUGCCCAAGAGAGAGGACUUGGAGAAGACAGAUCCCUCGUAUGGGUGGAGGGAGAUGCAGAGGCUCUGCAUUUUGAUGACGAUUCGAUGGAUGGUUACACAAUUGCAUUUGGGAUUAGGAAUGUAACUCACAUAGAAAAAGUUCUUGCUGAAGCUUAUAGGGUACUUAAACGGGGGGGAAGAUUCCUCUGCCUCGAACUGAGCCAUGUAGAAGUUCCAGUUUUUAAGCAGUUUUACGAUUACUAUUCAUUUUCGGUCAUUCCAGCCCUAGGAGAGCUUGUCACAGGUGAUCGGGAAUCUUAUCAGUACUUAGUUGAGAGUAUUCGCCGCUUUCCCCCUCAGGAGAAAUUUGCUUCGAUGAUUGCAGAUGCUGGGUUUCGGAAUGUUGAAUAUGAAAAUCUUGUUGGGGGAGUCACUGCUAUUCAUUCCGGGUGGAAAAUUUGAAGCCUUGAUAGUGAAAUCUUAAGUUCUCUGAUUCAUCAAUUCUGAAUAUGAAUUUAUGCAUCGAAAUUGACAGUUAGCUUGCAGGAAAUUUUGUUGAAGUUCACUUGCCCCAUUAUGUGAAAUCGAGUUCAAGGAUAAAUGCACAUAUUAUUAUUCAAAAUAUAAACAUCGUCUAAGUUCGUAUUAGAAAGCCCAGAAGGAAUAUUGGAUAAUACACUAGAAAACAACUGUCAGUUUUGCUGCCGGCUACAUUUUGUUUUGCAUGUAACAUCAAGGAUGAUCCAAGAUAUGUGAACUAUGUGUUCUUUUGCAGUUAUGACUCAUUUCAAUAACGGGCAUAGAAUUUGAUUGAUGGUUUUA
Messenger RNA from Cornus florida, 1354 nucleotides. RefSeq names its product 2-methoxy-6-polyprenyl-1,4-benzoquinol methylase, mitochondrial. Gene Ontology annotation, molecular function: methyltransferase activity. Gene Ontology annotation, cellular component: mitochondrion. Gene Ontology annotation, biological process: ubiquinone biosynthetic process. The transcript has 9 exons. Lineage: Eukaryota; Viridiplantae; Streptophyta; Magnoliopsida; Cornales; Cornaceae. Bases 125 to 994 code for a protein of 289 amino acids. The record is from RefSeq and is a predicted model, not a curated record.